AUGCUCACAAAGCGUCCCAUCCACUUGGCUCGCAUUGUGCAUUUAUCUUCCGCUUUCCCUUUAGCAAAGUCCGUGCGCCAGGAGUUGUUUGGGCCUUACGAAUGUUCCUUCAACAUACUGCCUGGAUCAUCAGUAAAACAAGAAGUGUUUUUCAGAAUUACACCCAUAUUGGUGCUGCGUCCAAGCGCGGAGACAGUGUAUGAGGGCAAUGCCUACAAUCUUACCUGCGAGAUCAUUGCCUACCCACGCGCUCAGACUGGUGACAUAACUUGGCAGCGCAAUAACCAGCCACUCUGGGUGGAGGAUCCCUUGACUGGGCGGUUAGCUGCUUCGCCCACCUACGAUCCUGAAGGUCGUGUGCAUCUACUUUCUGUCCACAGCCACCAUGACACUCUCUCGUUCUCCCAUCUGGAAGCUGUUGAUCGCGCCGUCUAUGUGUGCUCUGUAAAAACGACCGUCGGUAACAAUAGCUGCGGCGUCUUCGUUCGAGUCAAAAGCGCGAAAUCCACUUUUUGGCCCCUCCUCGGCAUCGGGGUUGAGCUCAUUGUUUUGACAGCAUUCAUCUUAAUUUACGAGCGCAAACGACGGAUUGUCAAAUUCAAGCCUGAACCACCCGCGUUCAACGACAGGCAGGCGGCAGGUCCCCCUAAAGCUGCUUUGCGCGACUCCGGGUACGUGAGCGCCGCUGGCUCCUCCUGA
Mesocestoides corti is the source of this 699-nucleotide messenger RNA. The record is from the annotation of a GenBank genome assembly. NCBI's taxonomy places the organism in Eukaryota, Metazoa, Platyhelminthes, Cestoda, Cyclophyllidea, Mesocestoididae.